AAUUCAUCUUCAAUGUGCUCCGGCUGGCGUUGGAAGUAGUUCCGGUGGCUUAUCAGCGGAGCACGGAGCGCUCAGAGAGCCGGGAUCUUCUGCCGCCGCCGCUGCUGCCGCUGAGCUCAAACGCCAACAGCGGGUCGCAGUGUUUCCGUCAGGAGCGUCGGAUGACCACAAGCAGCCCGGUCAGUUCAGUCUGACUCCGCCAGCCGGAGCGUCGAGCCUGCAAACCCGAGUGACAGCACAAAGAUACCGCUGGAGCUUUUGUCUUCGGAAGGGGGGAAUUUUCAAGUGUACAAUCUGCGGCGUCUGGAAUAUGUAAAAAAAAAAAAAAAAAAAAUCAUAAGAGCUCUAAGCCGGUUCAGUUUUAUUCCUCACGCCGCAGCAGCAUCAGCCGCCGUCACGGUCGCCAGAUGAAGAUUUUGUGAACAUGCACAAGGGGAGGACUUUACCUUUCACAGCGCUGACUUCCCCAGAUGCUUUGGCCAAAAGAAAGAUGGAAGGAAAUGGGAAGAGCUUGAGCCAAGACUGCAGCACAGAACCCAUUCAGUGAGCCAGCAGAAAAUCCCUCCGUACGCCACGUCGCUGAAGCCCCUCUCCUUCUAUUCUUUUGACCCUCCGGAGCAUCGAGCACCAUGACCUCUGAGCUGGAGAGCAGCCUCACGUCGAUGGACUGGCUUCCACAGCUCGGCAUGAGGGCAGCCAUCCAGAAGGCAGACAUGGGACACCACCACAGUCACCUUGGGCAUCAUCACCAUCACCACCACCACAUGCACCAUCACGGGCACAGCCUGGGGAAGAAGAUUGUGCAUCUGGAUCCAGGAACCACACUGGACCAAGAGGAAGCGGCACAGCACAGAGACGGCAAACCCCCCUACAGCUACGCCAGCCUCAUCACCUUCGCCAUCAACGGCUCUCCGCGGAAACGGAUGACACUCAGUGAGAUCUACCAGUGGAUCUGCGACAACUUUCCUUACUACAGAGAGGCGGGCAGCGGCUGGAAGAAUUCUAUCCGACACAACUUGUCAUUGAACAAGUGUUUUCUCAAAGUGCCUCGCUCCAAAGACGACCCUGGGAAAGGCUCCUACUGGGCGAUAGACACCAACCCUAAAGAGGACUCGGUGCCCAGCAGGCCGAAAAAGAGACCACGUUCUUCCUUGAAGGCAUCAACCCCUUACAGCCUGGAGUCAGAGUCCCUGAGAAUGGACUGCAUCAUGUCAGGAGGCGCAUCUCCGACUCUGGCCAUCAGUGCAGCAAAUAACAAGGUAGCGCUGUAUAACCCUGAAGCAGAAGGCGGUGAGAGUCCUGGGAGUCUGGGUGGUAGCCUGAGCAACAGUCUUUCAGAGCAGAGUUUGGCGUCUGUCAGCCUUAACAGCCUGAACCCCGCUGUCAGCAGCAGCAGCAACGUGCACAGCUACACACCAGUGAGAAAUGUACCUGAGCCUUCGUCUCAGUCCUUGAGCCUUCAGCAGUCGGCCCAGGCUCCACCUCCGCCCCAGCAGCCCCAGUACGGUUUACCAGUCCCGGAGUCGCGGGACAAGCAGCUCUGCUUCUCCGACUUCGAGGACCUCAGCGCUUCUUUCCGCAGCCUGUACAAGUGCGUCUUUGAGCAGUCCUUUUCACAACAAGGUUUGAUGAGCAUGCCGAAUGACUCCAGCCAGCAGGCCCGAACAGCCUGUUCCUACCAGCACUCUCCGGGUGCAGGAGGCAGCGUUGGCCACCGCCACCAACACAACCACUGCCAGGCGUCGCACCACGCCCACCACCCUCACCUGUCCCCUCACAGGCACCAGGUGCACGGGCCGCAUGGCCAGCACCGGCCACACAACUCUCUCUCCCACCAGAGUCAUGCUGUCCAGGCUCCAGGCAUGUCAUCCGACUGGUACCCAAACCUGGACUGGCUGAAAGAGAGCUGCCGCAUCGCAACCAGCUACAACUGGGCUGAUGUGGAUCUCUCUCCCUUUCAAGCUCUGAAGGAGACCAUGAGGCAAGCCGAACUCAACAACUGGACCCUUGAUGCCACUCAGAUGGCUGACCUGUGUUCUUCAAUCAACCAGUUCUUCACAGCCACAGGGGUCAUCCCACCUCAGAGCGCGACCCACCCACAACCUCAGGUCCAACACCCAGCAGCGCCGUCAGCAACGCAGCACCCUGCUCCCAUGCACCCAAAGCCCGGCCACCACAGUCAGCAUGGGCAACACAACCAACACAUUGGAACAGGGAACAUGUACAUGGACUCAAGACAGAACAUUUCUUCUCUGAUGGGCCCACCAGGAUACCCUCACAUGCCUCCAAUGAGCAACACGGCGCCCGGCAUGACAGGUCAUCACAGCCAGCUGAGCCAGCAGCAGCACACUCUGCCUGCGGGGCACUUUCAGGUGAGACGCAUCCUUGCUGCUGAGGACAUCCAGGACGACUUUGACUGGGACUCCAUUGUCUAAAGCUGAACUGUGAGUCAAAAUAAGAGAAAAGAGACCAGGCGGGACAAUACGAAUAUGAGUUUUGUAGUGGACAACCACCUCUGUUCACCGAAGUGAAGAAACGGAUGACAAUCCAGAAAGUAAUGGAAGUAAUUUUCUAAAAUCUUGUUGGCCUUUUUUUCUAAUACAAGUGGCUGAGGGGUCCAAAAGACAAUCAUUAUUGAAAAAAAAAAGGAAAAAAAAAGAAGAAUUACAGGAAAGACUUUUAUUGUGUGGGGCAGCGCCAAGUUGUAAACACAAUGUUUAAAGAGUCACAGGUCGCCAAAGUAUUGUCAAAUCCUCUGUGUAUUUUCAUUUUUUUCCCUCAGAUGCGUUUCCUGCAACAGCUGAUGUCAUGUUAAAGUUCCCGCUGAUAAAAGAAAUGGACAGAAAACUCUAAGCCUGCAGCAGAUUGCUGCACAUGAAUUAUAUUUCUUACAAACACAAUGAGCAUGUUCAGAUAUUUCAACUUUUUCUUGGUGUAAGCAUUUUUUUUGCCCUUUAACUGGGCCUCUUUAUGCUGCUGUGGAUCUGGACAAAAGAAGAUGCAGGAAAAUGUGGUUGAGUGGAGCGCCAUCUACUGGUCAAAACUGGAAUACUUUUCAUGCGCCACAAUACAAUCUUCCGGGAUAUUUUCUCUGCCUUUUCAGACAUAUUUGUUUCUAAAAAUGUAUAAUAAUCUGGUAUGCUCAAUUUUCAUGCUCUCAGGGUGAAAUGCUCACAUGCAUCUCCACUUUUGUGCCAUUUCUGAAUGAAAAUGUCCCUCCUCUGACCUGGCACUAACAUGUAUCCUGGCUGGUUUGGUCUCAGUUUUAAGUUUUCACUCUUAUUAGUAAAAUAUAUCAUGAGAUGAACCAACGUCAUAUAUAGUGCUUUAGAUAAAGCAUUUUUCCUUAAAGAUUUCAGUUUUUGUCUUUUUAAAAAACUUCCAAUUCGUUAUAAUCAAAACAGUUUUAGUAUCAGACAGAGAUAGCCAGAGUAAAAACCAACCUGGGUAUUUGUGAAAAACUUAAUUGUUGCCUUCGCUGAUUAUGAAUUAACACUAUUUAACAGGAUUAACUGGAAAGCAGAGUUGAAUUUCACAUGUAAACCAGAUCAAGAAAUACUUAAAAUAGAACCUGUCUAACAACGUGGAGCAGGAAGUUCAGCAAUAUGUACAUCUAUACUCCUCUAACUAAAAGUAUAUUGGGGCUACGAUCAUGCUUAUAAGUUAGAAAAAAUGCAUUACCUGCAUUCCUUGUAUUGAAAUUGUAUUUGUACUAUUUAUUUAUAUGUAUUUAUUUAUUUAUAGGAGUCUGUGAAAAACAAAUAGUUCACCUGGCUUCCCCCCCCCCGGCCUAGAAUUAAGUUUUUUUUGUUUGUUUGUUUGUUUUUUAAUGUGAGACUAUGAUACAGCUAUACAACAUAAAUUUAUUUUAGACCUUUUUACCCAUCUUUGCCAAAAACAAUCGAAACAAACACUACAGAGGGAACUCACAUCCUGCUACGUUCCCUGAGAUAGGUGUUUAAUUGUAAAUUAGCCUGAGUUCAGUGUGUCCUGAGCUCAUCCACACGUCUGUUUAGGGUCAUUUGAGAGUGACCUGCGCACCCAGGACAGGUGUUAGUGCCAGGUCUCAAUGGGACUUGCGUUGGUUCGACUCUGUGCCGUGUGUUUAGAUCCCGUUUAGCUUCGGCUAACAGGAAAUGGUCAGCUCCAUAUGCUGAAAAGUCAAUUAUUAUUGUGGAAUAAGCUUUGCGGCAGGUGAGAGAGCAGCAGCAUAUCAAGUUGGGAAGCAAGUUGCAGGCCAGACUUGGACUUCCUUAAGACUUGUACCCAGUUUUUGAUGUAUAAUUUACCAGGUGGACCCUCUAUAUUUCUGAGGGGAACGUGCGCAGAGCUUCUGAACAGACUGAAGGAGUUGAUUGAUCAUUUGUGAUGCCUGAAUUAGGGAAAAAGAAAUAGCAGGUUUUGCACAACACUAAGUCUGAGAGCAUCUACUUAAUAAAAGAAAGACAUGUUGUUUUUCUCUUUUUGCAGAACUAAAAAGAAGAGACAAAAUGCUCUGGUUUGUUCAUUGUGACGUUUCUUUUGUCUGUGUACAGUUCUGUAUUGUCUCCGAUUUUUAUCAGUGUACAGCUUCAUAAGGCUAAAAAAAUACACUAAAAAAUAAAGGAAUUUCUUUGUAGUAACAUUUUGAGCUCAUAUUUCCUUCUGUGAAAUAUUGAAUCUUAAAGUGUUAUUUGUUUCAGAGAAGCUUGAUCAAUAAUUAGGCGGUCACAAAACAAUCAUUGUAUGGACAACAACAACAAAAAAAAGGGAAAUGCUCCUUAUUGCCAUUCAGUGCUGUGUUACAGUGACCAGCAUAUGUAUAUCUUCUCUGUUUCUAUGUUGUCGUCUUUGUAAAUAACUGUGUUAAUCCUCUGUUUUUGCCCUUGAAAAACACAGACUGAAAAGCAAAGGAAGCUGCAAAUGGAGACAGGAUUUUGUUACGUGUCCUUCUGGAUUUGCAUCAUGUACAUAAUUUCAGUAUACUGUAAAGAAGUGAUCUAGAAAAACAGACAAAAAAAAAAAAAACUGGGAUUGGCAAGCUGUGUGUCCAAAAAUAUUCUGUGUAUGGCGGUUAAAAUAUGUUAAGUGUUUAUUAAAAUGUCACAAGCCAUUUUUACUGCUCUAA
This is a messenger RNA of Xiphophorus hellerii (green swordtail), 5107 nucleotides long. RefSeq names its product forkhead box protein J3-like. The transcript is spliced from 14 exons. Gene Ontology annotation, biological process: regulation of transcription by RNA polymerase II. Lineage: Eukaryota; Metazoa; Chordata; Actinopteri; Cyprinodontiformes; Poeciliidae. Gene Ontology annotation, molecular function: RNA polymerase II cis-regulatory region sequence-specific DNA binding; DNA-binding transcription factor activity, RNA polymerase II-specific. Gene Ontology annotation, cellular component: nucleus. The record is from RefSeq and is a predicted model, not a curated record. Bases 630 to 2435 code for a protein of 601 amino acids.